Camellia sinensis is the source of this 1002-nucleotide messenger RNA. The record is from RefSeq and is a predicted model, not a curated record. Lineage: Eukaryota; Viridiplantae; Streptophyta; Magnoliopsida; Ericales; Theaceae.
AUGAAGAUUCUAUCAUGGAAUAUUAGAGGGUUGGGGAGGAAGGAGAAGAGAAGCAGGUUAAAGAAGCUUUCAAAUGAGAGAAAUGUAGAUGUUGCUUUGUUCCAAAAGACAAAGAAAUCAGAAAUAACAGAGGAUGAAGUCAGAUCAGUGUGGGUAAGGGGCAAAAUGGAGUUUAUGGUGGUGGAUGCUGUAGGAUCUACGAGGGGAUUAUUGUGUAUUUGGGAUCUAGAUGUAUUCCAAGUUAAGGACUAUUGUAGCAAUAGAAGAUUUAUAUUAUUAUCAGGUACUCUCUUUAACCAAUUUGACUGUGCUAUUCUAAACAUUGAUGCACCUAAUGAUGUGGGCUCAAGAGGGAAUCUGUGGAAUUGUUUGUUGAAGUUGAAUGACGAAUUUCAUAAUCCCUGGUGUUUAGGAAGGGAUUUUAAUGAGAUUAGGCAGAUUAGGGAAAUGAAAGGGUGUUCAAGGAGAGAUAGAAGCAUGAAAGAAUUUAAUGAGUUUAUUGAUAAGUGUGAGGUAUCUGAUUUACCACUACUUGGGAGGAGGUUCACUUGGUGUAAUUCAUGUGCUAGUGAGAAUUGGAGUAAAAUAGAUAGAAUACUUGUAGAUCCAAAGUGGCUUGAGGUGUUUAAUUUUAAGCUGUGGGGUCUACCCAGACUGGUCUCUGAUCACUGCCCUCUCCUUUUGAUGGAGGAUGAGAGGGACUGGGGCCCAAAACCCUUUAGGGUACUAAAUGCUUGGUUCUUACAUAAAGAUUUUCACAAUUUCUGGAAGUCAAAUUGGAAAGAGUCCAGAGUAGAAGGCUGGGCUGGGUUUAUACUGUUUCAAAAAUUGAAGAUAUUGAAAAGUAGCCUCAAAAGUUGGAAUGUGGAGGUUUUUGGAAAUGUACUAAAUAAAUUGAAGGAAGCAGAGGGUGAACUUCACAACUUUGAUAUUCUGGCUGAGGUCAGAGACCUUGAUGGUGCGGAAAAAGUUAUGAGAAAUGAAGCUGGAGCUGAGAUCUGA